Molecule: messenger RNA, 1812 nt
Organism: Penaeus monodon (black tiger shrimp)
Lineage: Eukaryota; Metazoa; Arthropoda; Malacostraca; Decapoda; Penaeidae
Product: mevalonate kinase-like
Exons: 2
Coding region: 358-1503 (381 amino acids)
Biological process (GO): cholesterol biosynthetic process; isoprenoid biosynthetic process
Cellular component (GO): cytoplasm
Molecular function (GO): ATP binding; mevalonate kinase activity
Source: RefSeq, a predicted model, not a curated record
ACACUUUAUUCAUCGGCGGGACGCGGUACUGAACAGAUUAGUCAACGGCGCUCUGGAGGAGGAGCUGAAGACCAUUCACGCCUUUUCGAUGAAGACCCUGACGCCCGAGCAAUGGGAGAAGCAGAACCAGUAAAUCGCCGUCGGGUUUUCAUUUCCGUCGCGGAGCAGAGUUCGCGCCGCGGGGUUGGCGUCCGAGGGAAGGAGUGACGUCGCCCGCACUGUGGUUGUUCGUUUUUGUUUUUAAAGCGUGACGAAUGUGUGAACUGUUCACAAGAAAAAGAUAAAUAAAAAAUUGAAAAAAGAAUAAGAAAAAAAACCUGUCCUUUACGCUGUGAAAUCGCUAUUCACUGCUUGAUAAUGUCGAGUGCGGACGCUCCGUGGUCGGGCGAGGUGAGGGUGAGCGCGCCGGGGAAGGUGAUCCUCCACGGCGAGCACUCCGUGGUGUAUGGCAAGCGCGCCGUGGCCCUCAGCCUCGACCUGCGCACGCACCUCACGGUCAGCGCCGCCGCCGACUCCGUGUCCCUCUGUCUCCCCGACGUCGAAAUCAACAAGACGUGGUCGCUGGAGGAGCUACGGGCCCUGUGGAAGCAGAUGGGCGGCACGCAGGCAGCGGACCCCGCGCCGCUCGCCGACGCCCAGGCCGUUCUCCUGCGCAAGUUCCUGGGCAUCGAGGCGGACGCCGGCAGCCCGCCUCGCAAGCUGGCCCUGCUGUCGUUCCUCCACCUGUACCUGGCCAUCUUGCCUCGUCCUCUGCCCUUGCAGAUCUCCGUCAGCAGUCAGCUCCCGACCGGCGCCGGCCUCGGCAGCUCUGCGGCCUAUGCGGUGUGCUUGUCGGGGGCGCUGCUGCACAUCGCGGGGCGCCUCGGUCCGGGCGAAGACCAGGCCAACCUGGAGAAGGUGUGCCAGUGGGCCUUCCGGAGUGAGCAGAUUAUCCACGGGACGCCCUCGGGCAUCGACAAUUCCAUCUGCACAUACGGCGGCGCAGUCAACUUCAAGGGCGGCACCAGCGCGCCCGUUGAGGUGCCUCCUCUGCACGUGCUGCUAGUGAACACGAAGGUGCCGAGGAGCACCAAGGCGCUCGUCACGGGGGUCCGCGAGCGCCGUGAGCGGCACCCGAGUGUCAUCGACCCGAUCCUGGACUCACUGGACGCCCUGGCCGAGCGCGGGAUCCAGGCGCUGCACGACCUGGCCUCGGCGACCAGGGACCAGGACCGCGCCGCCGCCCACGAGACCGUCGGGGAGCUGCUAGAGAUCAACCAUUCGCUGCUGUGUGCCCUGGGCGUGUCGCACCCGAGCCUGGACCGCCUGGUGGCCCUGGCGCGGGCGAACGGCCUCAGGGGCAAGCUGACGGGCGCGGGCGGAGGGGGUUUCGGGAUCGUGGUGGAGGGCGUGUCCGGCAAAGAGGGCGUGGCCAAGUGCUGCCACGACCUCGAGAGCCGUGGCUACCAGGUGUGGCGCACGUGCCUCGGGGCGCCCGGAUUCACCAUCCACCACGCGCAGUAACUGCAUUUACUUUGUUCUGCAAGCUAUUCGUUAAUUUUUCUGCCAUGACACUCUUGAUAUUAUUACCAAGCAAUGAGUAGAACUGGAUGUAAUCCUGUUAGUGGUUUCCAAGUGAAGGGCCUGAACAUGUCUGUGAUUAGUAACUGUGAAUAUUUUCUGGUUUAACACCAAGGCUUUAGUCUGAAUUUAGGUCAGCGCUUGACAUUUCGUUUGUUUUAGGCGAUGCAAAAUACUCCUGUUACAGCAAUUGCAUAAUUUGUUAUUGUAAUCAUGACAUUUAUUUUAAUAAAUGAUUCGGACAUGACAAAA